AUAAAGACCGAAGUAUUUUUCUUGAACAGCCAUUUGGAUAUCAGUUUAAUUUCUUGAUUUCUAAGGGACUUCUUUGGGACGUGGGACCAGAUUUUUCUAAGAAAAUGGCAACUUUUAAUGAAAAAAAAACCUGCAGCCAACGGAUGGAAGAUUUCAGCCGUUUUAUGUGGAAUCCAGAAACAAAGCAGUUUAUGGGAAGAACCUUGAUUAAGUGGGUGUGGAUCAUUUUGUACUACAUGGCCUUCUAUGUGGUGAUAACUGGGCUGUUUGCACUUUCCCUAUAUUCCUUAAUGAGAACAAUAAAUCCAUAUACACCGGACUAUCAAGAUCAAUUAAGAUCGCCAGGUGUGACAUUACGGCCAGACAUUUAUGCAGAUGAAGAUCUGGACAUUCAUUAUAAUAUUAGUGACACACACUCCUGGGGAAGACUUGUAACUGCACUUCACACUUUUCUUUCAGCAUACAAUACAACUGCACAACGUAAUAACAUCAACUGCUCAAGUGAGACAUACUUCUUCCAGAAAUCAUUCCUUGGUCCAAAUAAAACAAAAUUCUCCUGCAAGUUCACAGCAGACAUGCUUGAAAACUGUUCAGGCCUGACAGAUCCCAAUUUUGGAUUUCCAGAAGGAAAGCCAUGCUUUAUUAUAAAAAUGAACAGGAUUAUCCAUUUUCUCCCUGGCAAUGGCACUGCACCAAGGGUAAACUGCACGAAUAAAUUAUAUUGCUAAUAAUCCUCUUUUCUUCAAAAACAGGAUGAUGAUUCCAGCCCACUUGAAGUUCAAUACUAUCCAGUCAAUGGUACCUUUAACCUUCACUACUUCCCUUAUUAUGGAAAGAAAGCACAGCCCACCUAUACCAACCCUUUGGUAGCAGUGAGAUUUCUCAACAUUCCAAAGAAUACAGAAGUUAACAUAGUGUGCAGAAUUGUUGGAACUGGAAUCAUCUCAGAUAAUAUUCAUGACCCAUUUGAAGGAAAAGUGGAAUUCAGACUGACAAUACAAGAUUAGACAACAGUAACAUUUAUAGUACAAAUGAAAACAUUUCUAAAAAGUGUGCUAUGAAGAGUGAUUUAGGUGUCACUACAUUGUUUUGUAUUUAUUUUCUCUCAAUGAUUUUACACCAAAAUUGCUCAGAUUGCAGUUUAACAAAAGCCAUUUUAAAUGCCUGUACUGAAAGAUCAUCCACAGAUCAAAAAAUCCACAGUAUCAUUUACAAUGCAACAAGCAAGAAGGAUUUUUCUUGAUGACAUACUAUGUGGAACAAAACAGCUUGCUCUUCCAUGACAACCGUAUG
This is a messenger RNA of Alligator mississippiensis (American alligator), 1293 nucleotides long. It is a transcript of the gene ATP4B, whose product is annotated as ATPase H+/K+ transporting subunit beta. Gene Ontology annotation, biological process: potassium ion import across plasma membrane; sodium ion export across plasma membrane; intracellular potassium ion homeostasis. NCBI's taxonomy places the organism in Eukaryota, Metazoa, Chordata, Crocodylia, Alligatoridae. The transcript has 7 exons. Gene Ontology annotation, molecular function: ATPase activator activity. The record is from RefSeq and is a predicted model, not a curated record. Gene Ontology annotation, cellular component: sodium:potassium-exchanging ATPase complex.